AUGUUCGACCUCGCCGCCCGCAGAGCCGACCUCGCUGUCCGCAGAGGCCUCCUCGUCGCCCACAGAGCCCUCCCCGUCGUCGCCGCCGCCCGCCUCUACUCGACCGCACCGCCCAGGACCCCGCUCGCGGAGCUCGUCGCCGCGCUCCGCAGCGUCGUCGGCGACAAGGUCUCCCCGACCCAAGCCGCGGAAGCCCUCCUCGCCUCCAACCGCCACAUCCCCGACGCAGUUGACUGGCUCAGAUCUAACCGUGCCACCAAGGCCGCCAAAAAGGCCGCCAAGGUCGCCAACCGCAUCGCGUCGGACGGGCUCAUCGGCGCCGCGGUCCUCGCUCCCGGCGCGCCCGGCAGCGUGCGCGCCGCGCUCGUCGAGCUCAGCUGCGAGACCGACUUCGUCGCGCGCAACGAUCUCUUCGGCACGCUCCUCGCUGACAUCGCGCACACCGCCGCCUUCCUCGCCGACGCACCCGGCGCGCAGCCCGUUCCGCUCGACACCCUCCUCGGCGCCCCGCUCCUCGCCCGCGACACCGGCGCGUCCACCCCAGCGCCGAGCGGGACCGUCGCCGCGGCGAUCCAGGACCUCAUCGGCCGUGUCGGCGAGAAGGUCGCGCUGCGCCGCGCGCACAGCGUGCUGUACGACCCCCGCGCGGACUCCCAGCUCGCGCUCCGCGUCGCCGCGCGCGCGCACCCGUCUGUGGGUGACAACACCCAGGGCCGCAUCGGGUGCCUCGCGCUCGCUGCGCUCAAGUCUUCGCGGGUCUCUGCGGUUCUCGCUGCCCCGGGAUUCCAGGCUGACCUCGAGAAGCUCAUGGGCGCGCUUGGUCGCCAGAUCAUCGGGUUCCCCACGGAGAGCGUGCGGGUGCGGGAAGGACAGGAGCCUGAGGCGGCGCUGUACGCGCAGCCGUUUGCAAUGUGGGGCGGGGAAGGAAGCGAUCUGGGCGUGCGCGCGUUCUUGGACAAGUGGGCGAGGGAACACGAUGUAGCGGAGGAGGGAGAGGAGGGGACCGGUGUGGAGGUGGUGGAAUUCGUCAAGUGGACGGUCGGCGAGCCACUAUAG
Messenger RNA from Sparassis crispa, 1056 nucleotides. Its product is annotated as Elongation factor Ts, mitochondrial 2. Gene Ontology annotation, cellular component: mitochondrial matrix. Lineage: Eukaryota; Fungi; Basidiomycota; Agaricomycetes; Polyporales; Sparassidaceae. The coding region runs from base 1 to 1056 and encodes 351 amino acids. Gene Ontology annotation, biological process: mitochondrial translational elongation. The record is from RefSeq and is a predicted model, not a curated record. Gene Ontology annotation, molecular function: translation elongation factor activity. The transcript has a single exon.